Pseudovirgaria hyperparasitica is the source of this 1658-nucleotide messenger RNA. Its product is annotated as FAD binding domain-containing protein. Bases 138 to 1658 code for a protein of 506 amino acids. Lineage: Eukaryota; Fungi; Ascomycota; Dothideomycetes; Acrospermales; Acrospermaceae. Gene Ontology annotation, molecular function: Delta24(24-1) sterol reductase activity; FAD binding. Gene Ontology annotation, biological process: steroid metabolic process. The transcript has a single exon. The record is from RefSeq and is a predicted model, not a curated record. Gene Ontology annotation, cellular component: membrane; cytoplasm.
GUAUCUAGAACACCUUCCACAGCCGAUCAUCUUUAAAGAACUAUUGUGCCUUAGACAGUCAGACUUCGGGCUACUCUUGUUGAGCUGUACAAGUACGUGGUUAAUAUUGGACCUCUACGUGAAUAGCAUCCAACAGCAUGAGCCUUUUAGAGACUCAUCAGAAGUACUUCAGAGCUUCGAAAGAACACGACGAAGCAGUCAAAAACAUAGCCGAUUGCAUCCGCCAGUUUUACGAACAAGAAACUCCAUUUCGUAUCUAUCAUGGGGUAACAAACAGUACGCGCAACUCAACACGGCGAGCGGACCAAGUCAUUGAUAUUAGCUGCCUCAAUAAUGUCCUCGAAGUCUGCCCGGAGACCCGAGAGGUACUCGUCGAGCCCAACGUCUCUAUGGAUUAUCUUUUAAGAGAAACUCUGAAGCAUGGUCUGCUCCCCGCAGUUGUCCCCGAAUUCCCUGGGAUCACUGUCGGUGGAGCAUUCUCGGGAACUGCUGGGGAGAGCAGCUCGUUCCGACACGGCCUUUUCCAGGAUACAGUGGAAUGGAUCGAGAUUAUUCUUGGCAAUGGCAGCAAGCUGUAUGCAGGACGCAACUUCAAUUCGGAUCUCUACCGCGGGGCCCGUUCGUCGUUCGGAACGCUAGGUGUUCUGACACAGCUCUGUGUGAAAUUGAUACCAGCCAAAACGCAUGUGCUGCUCGAGUAUCACAAAGUCAAAAGCUUCAAAGACGCGACUAAUGUGAUUGACUUCCAUGAGGACCAACCAGACACUGAUUACCUAGACGGUAUUAUGUUUGCGGACAAUGCUGGCGUUAUAUGUGUUGGGAAACUCGAAGACAUGCCACUAAACAAUUGUCGAUGGCCCGAGAGACGUUUUACGGGCCCCUGGGAUCCAUGGUUCUACAUGAACGCGAAGACCGUUAUCGAGUCUAGAAGUAAAGAAGAACGCAAAGAGUACAUUCCCAUUAAGGAUUAUCUCUUCCGUUACGAUCGAGCCGCCUUCUGGAUGAGUAAAUACACAUUCAACUACUUCUUCGUGCCCAACAUCAGUUUCACCCGCUGGCUGUUCAACACGUACACCAAGACGCAAACCAUGUAUCACGCUCUCCACGCCAGUGGUUUGUCUAAUAAAUACAUCAUCCAGGACAUCAUGAUACCUUACUCUGCUGCCAACGAGUUUUUUAGCUAUUUGGGUACGAAUUUCGAACACUAUCCCGUAUGGCUAUGUCCAUUAGGCCACCGUAAUGGGGAGAAAGCCAGAAGCGAUAGCGUGACCCAGGAAUGUAUUUCCAAUGCCUCUGAUACAGCGCAAAAAUCGAGCUUCAGCCCUUCUGAGGUUUGCAAUGACAAGAUGCUUAACUUCGGCGUCUGGGGCCCUGCCCAAAGUGGCAAUUUUGCAGACUUUGUCGCUUGGAACCGGGCCUUGGAGGCCAAAGUAGAAGAGCUCCAAGGCCGAAAGUGGCUGUAUGGGCAUACGUUCUAUACCGAGAAGGAGUUCUGGAGUAUUUAUGAUCGCAAGCAACUUGACAUGCUGCGAGCGAAGUAUCACGCCUCCUACUUACCAACUCUUUACGACAAGGUCAAGGGGCAUGGCACCGUUACAUCGACGUGGUUCUCGCAGCUAUGGAAUAUUCGACCAUUGCCAGGGCUAUACGGCUGGUGA